AUGAAUUAGUCUCCUCGAAAUCAUUUUGGUGGCAAAUAAUCAACAGAAUGGAAGGAAUAAACUAUUGAAAAAGAAGUUGGCAUUUAUAACCAAAAUAAAUAGAGGAUUGAGAAAAUAAUAAUUCAAAUCAAGUUCACCUCAGAUCAAUAAAUUAUUUAUUAAAGAAAUGGGGCAAUUCUGAGAAUGUAAUUAUUUUUUAUAAGCUAAAUUAAAGUGAAUAAGUGCAUGAUGUCUUUGAGAAUCCAGAUAUAUUUAAUAAUAUGGAUCAAAUAAAAUAUCUUUCUUGGCAAGGUUAAUACAAUUUGAACAAAAAAAAAGAUGGCAAAUGGAUUAUUACUUGGGAUAAAAACAUAUUGUAAAAUGUUGGUGGGUAGUUUAAAAAUGGCUAAAAGCAAGGUUAAUGGAAAGAUCUUUUCCUUAAUUAUUAUAAGUAUGUUAUAAAUAUAUGUUAAUAUGAAUAGGUAAGCAAAUAUUUUCGAAACUGGAAAAUAUUACAAUAACUUAAGGAUUGGUUAAUGGUAUUAUAUCUUUUAAGAUGCUAAGAUGUAAUUAUUUUUAAAAUGUUUAGUGGUGGAGGGUUUUAUAAUUAAGAUAGCUUAAAAUAAGGCUUAUGGGUUGAACUAGAUGAAGGAUUUUAUUGUGGAAAAAGAGUAGCCUAUAAUGGUGAAUAUUAAUCAAAUGGCAUGAAGGUAGGCAGAUGGAAUACUAUGUAUGGUAAUAGAUUUGAGAAUAAAUUUAAAUAAAUGUAAAAAUUACUUAAGAAUAAGAAAAUAAAGUGGUGGCGGAUCAUUUGAUAAAGAAGGAAAUCAGAAAAAAAUUGGAAAGUGGAUUGAAUUAGAUGAAGGGUUUGAUUAUAAUAAAAAAGUCACUUAUAUUGGCGAAUAUAAUAUGAAUGGUAAGAAGAUAGGUAUAUGGGAAAUUAUGUAUGAUAAAUGGGGUAAUAGAGAUUCUUAACAGAUGUAAAAAUAAUUAAAGUAUAGGGAUUAAAGUGGCGGAGGAUCAUAUGAUUAAGAAGGAAAUUAGAAAAAAAUUGGAAAGUGGAUUGAAUUGGAUGAAGGAUUUUAUGGUAAUAAAAAAGUCACUUUCAAUGGUGUGUAUAAUAUGAAUGGCAUUAAGAUAGGUAGAUGGGAUACAAUGUACGAAGGAGUUUAAAUGUAAAUUAUAAAGAUAUAAGAAAUAUAGUGGUGGUGGAACAUAUGAUUAAUCAGGAAAUUAGAAAAAAAUUGGAAAGUGGGUGGAAUUAGAUAAAGAGUUUGAUAAUUUUAAGAAAGUAAUUUAUGCUGGUGAAUAUAAUGUGAACGGUAAUAAGACAGGUUCGUGGAAUAUAUUGCAUUUUUAAGAUAAUAAAAAAGAAUUUAAAUAAAUGUAUAUAUGUAUAAGGGAGUAUAUAGUGGUGGAGGAUCAUAUGAUAAAGAAGGGAGUUAGAAAAAAAUUGGAAAGUGGAUUGAACUGGAUGAAAAGUUUUCUAAUAAUAAUUAAGUCAUUUAUAAUGGUGAGUUUAAUCUAAAUUGUAUGAAGGUAGGUAGAUGGGAAAUUCUGUAUCACUAAUAUUAUGAUUUUAAUGAAAAAGGAUAUCAAUAGAUGUAAAUAUUUUCAAUUUAAGGAUUGCAGUGGGGGUGGGUCAUACGAUUAAGAAGGAUAUUAGAAAAAGAUUGGAAAAUGGAUAGAACUUGAUUAAGAGUUUAAAUAUGGAAAAUAAAUCACUCACAAUGGUGAAUACAAUAUGAAUGGUAUGAAAAUAAACAGAUGGGAUAUUUGGUUUACAAGUGAUGAUGGAUAUUAAUAAAGGUAAAAAUUAUUUAAGUAAUAGGGAUCGUCUAGUUUUGGUGGAUUAUAUGAUUAAGAAGGAAAUUAGAAAAAAAUUGGAAAAUGGGUAGAAUUAGAUGAAGGGUUUGAUUAUAAUAAGUAAAUCACUUAUCAUGGGGAAUAUGAUAUGAACUCUAGAAAGGUAGGUAAAUGGGAUAUAUUUUAUUGGAGAGAUAAUGAAAAAGAAUUUAAACUCAUGUAAAUAUUACAUAAAUAUGAGGGAAUGUGCAGUGGUGGUGGAUCGUAUGAUUAAGAAGGAAGUUAGAAAAAGAUUGGGAAGUGGGUAGAAUUGGAUGAAAGGUUUUAUGAUGAUAAAUAAAUCACUUAUAUUGGUGAAUAUAAUGUAAAUGGUCAGAAGAUAGGUAGAUGGGAUAUAAUUUAUAAGUAAUGGGGGAAUAAAGAAUAUAAAUUAAUGUAAACAUUAUAUAAAUAUAAGGGAAUAUACAGUGGUGGUGGAUCAUAUGAUUAAUAAGGAAAUUAGUAGAAGAUUGGAAAUUGGAUAGAAUUGGAUGAAUGUUUUAAAGAUUGUAAAGAAAUAACUUAUAGUGGUCAAUAUGAUAUGAACUCUAGAAAGGUAGGUAAAUGGGAUAUAUUUUAUUGGAGAGAUAAUGAAAAAGAAAUUAAAAAGAUGUAAAUAUUAUAUAAGUAGAAAGGAAAAAACAAUUUCAGUGGUGGUGGCUAAUAUGAUUAAGAAGGAAGUUAGAAAAAGUUUGGAAAGUGGGUAGAAUUGGAUGAAAGGUUUCAUUUUUGGGAAUAAAUCACCCAUAAUGGUGAAUAUAAUUCGGAUGGUGUGAAGGUAGGUAGAUGGGAAGAAAUAGACACAAUCUAACAUUUAAAACGAGGAAAGAUUGAUUAUGAUUAUUGA
Molecule: messenger RNA, 2671 nt
Organism: Paramecium sonneborni
Lineage: Eukaryota; Ciliophora; Oligohymenophorea; Peniculida; Parameciidae
Source: the annotation of a GenBank genome assembly